Molecule: messenger RNA, 3185 nt
Organism: Stegostoma tigrinum
Lineage: Eukaryota; Metazoa; Chordata; Chondrichthyes; Orectolobiformes; Stegostomatidae
Gene: ppp1r3g
Product: protein phosphatase 1 regulatory subunit 3G
Exons: 3
Coding region: 223-1395 (390 amino acids)
Biological process (GO): regulation of glycogen biosynthetic process
Cellular component (GO): protein phosphatase type 1 complex
Molecular function (GO): glycogen binding; protein phosphatase 1 binding
Source: RefSeq, a predicted model, not a curated record
GGCCAAGGUGGAAGAAGAGCCGCGUUUGAAUGUUCAGGGCCUGUCUCAAGUCAACACUCGCAUUCCCAAAGUGCCUUCCCCUGCAAAGAUGUCCUUCAGACGUCACUGUGGAUAUGGGAUUAGGCUUUUUCAACAAGAUUUCCUGGAGAUUACAAGGUGUAGUUUGAGUUUGUGCAGGGGAGGAGGAGGGGGUUGGUGGGAGAGGGCGAGGAGCGGCAUGUCAUGGAGGAGCCUGACCCUGCCAUUUCCCCUGCGGUGCAUCGGGACCUGCAAACAGACCUGAAAGUCUCGCCGGCUGCUUGCUCUGGCCACUCUUUGCAACUUUCCCUGGGUACCAGCAGCGCCAGUAGCAACACCAACAGCGGCUGCAAAAUCCAUAGGAGCUGUAGCACCAUCGCUUGCAACAAUAUUAGGGGCAACAUCAGCAACGGUAACAGCAGCAAAUGCAACAAUAGCAGCUGUAACAGUAACAAAAUCUGCAGCCCCACCACUUGCAACACCAGCUGCUGCAACGGUAGCCUUAACGGCGAUACCGGCAAAAACUGCAACGCCAGCGGCCACGGUAACAGCAGCAACAACUGCAACACCAGCGGCCACGGCAACAGCAGCGCCUGCAAGGCGAGCUGUAAUUCCGAGUCUGGCGACGAGAAGAAAGUUUGCGAGCUGUCCCGCCAGCCCGACGCCUCGAAUCCUGAGAAGGAGGUGCUGGUCAGUGCCGUCAGCCGCCAGAGCAAUGAGCUGAGGUUGAACCGCCGCCGCACCAAGUCGCUGCCCUGCCUGCACGACCCCUCCGACUUCUUCAGCGAAUUCAAUGGGGGACUGCGCAAGAAGGUGAAGUUCGCCGAUUCGUUGGGGCUCAGCCUGGCCAGCGUCAAGCACUUCCGAGCCAGCGACGAGCCUUACAUCCCAUCCAAGGUCUUCCUGCGACUCCAGAGCUUUCCGGCCAUCGUGGACGACCUGAACGAGAAGUUCAAGGCGUUGGGCAUUCACUGCUUGAGACCAGCCUUUUCGAUGCCUUGCGAGGCCAGUGACUUCAUGCAGAGAGCUGAGAGGAACCGUGUCUGCCUGGAGAAUGUUACUGUCAGCCACUUUGAUGUGCACGGGUUGAUCAGGGUUUUGAAUGUCUCUUAUGUCAAGGAGGUGACUGUCCGCUAUACUUUCAACAACUGGCUCUCCUGCAUGGACACUGCUGCCAAAUAUGUGGAAGGGUCGAGCCACUCGGGUACUGACCAGUUUUCUUUCGACCUGUCAAUACCACCUUUCUUGGACCAGGGCUCUUUUGUCCACUUCGCGAUCUGCUACAGGGCAGACAACGAGGAGUACUGGGACAAUAACUUCGACAAGAAUUAUUCCCUGCAGUGCGAAUCCACGUCAGAUGAACACGCCAACAGUUAGGAUCUUCUUGAAACGCACAUAUUUGCAUAUGUCCUCUAUUAAAGAGGUGCCAUCUCUCCUUUAGUUUCAUGACAAGCCGCGGGUUUUAAAAAAAAGCACGAGGCGUCAAACUUGCCCAACGAAGUGUAUUAUUAUAUGUUCCAGUCUUAAGAUAGAAUUUGAGGUAUGCUAUUGACAGUACAAUUAUUGAAGAAAAUUAAAGAGGCAAUGGCAUCACAAAUAUCUGACUUACGAUCAAAAGAUUCCACUGUGCACCAUACAAGUGGCCGAACUGACAAUGUGAAUGUCAGUAUACAGACCUGUUAAUAAGAUAACUUUGGACUUUUUAAGCCUUUUUGUCCAUCGUCCAACUUUUUGAUGUUACAUUUGCUUUUUAACAGGAAUUUAAGCGAGAAUACAACAUACCUCACCCAGGAGUUGGGAUGCAGAAUCUGUUCUGAGUCUUAUCCAAAGCCACUCUCAUCAGCUGCUAUUAAGUUGUAGAGAGCAGGCUGGUUUCAUAUGAGACCUGAAUUACCACUAAACCCUCCCAACCCACAGAAGUGCUGUGAUUGCAGGUAGAAAAUCACAUCCUACCUCUUUGCAACCAUAACAUAUAGAGUAUUAUUGCAGUGCCAUACAGUAUGCCUAAUACCAAAAAGACAACUUAAAGAAGUUAUGAUCUCAAAUUAAAGAUUUUUAAUAUAUGGACAGAUUAUAUUAACUGUCCAAAAAGUGAACCAAAAAUGAAUUGUGCACUUGACCUUUGCUCUGAAAUAUGACUGCUCAAGAGUUUUUAUUGAUCUGAGAAUCAUAGGCUUUACAGAAAAGUAUAAAGUAAUGCACUUCAUAUUUGAUGACGACUAAAUUAGUCAUCCUGUAACUAGACGUCAGUUCACACAGUGAAAAGCACAGCUUUUUGGCAGGUUUGUUCAGGAGGAGUUGGUUUACGUCUACAUAUCCCUGACUAAAAUGCUUUAAAUCAUUGGUGACUGUAUACGUCUAGAAAACUGAUUGUACCACUGGAACUGUGUAUUGUUUAUGGAAUGUACUUGCAGUCAGCAUAAAAUAGAAAAAUUUAUUUACUAAGGUAUGCAAAUAGAACAGAGAACAUUCUCUAAACAUGACAUCAAAAUGAAUUUUGGAACGGAUUAAAAGUUUUUUAUUCAAAGAAGUUUCCUCCUGUUUCUCAGACAAAAAUAGGAAUUUGACCGACAUUUAAAAAUUCCUGUGUUCAUUGAGUCAGUCUCAUUUGGAUUGGGGAUAACCAGAUGGAAUUACAACAAUGAACUUGUUUUUUUCUUUUGUUCCUCUUCUGAAUCCUCUCAUGGCACCUCCAAGCUCAUCUUGUUCAUGAGAUACAUCUGUUCCUUCAACUGUAUUUCCACUAAACUCCUGACCAUUCAAUGUUCCUUCCUUCUCCCUUAUUAAUGGAUGCUGGGGAUUAUAUUUUUCCUCAGAUAGUAUUGCCUUCUCUUCCAAAUGUUGUAAAGCAGAAUACUGCAGAUGCUAAAUAACUGAAAUACAAACAGAAAAUGCUUUAGAUGCUCAGUAGGCCAGUCAGGAUCUGUGGAGAGUGAGAUAGAGUUAAUGUGUUAUCAGAUGAAAAGUUAUCGACCUGAAACGUUAACUCUGUUUUUCUCUGUGCAGAUUUGGUGAGAGCUGCUGAGCAUUUCAGACAUAUUCUGGUUUUAUUCCUUGAAUAUGUUGCUGACUCUCAUUUUCCAGUCAUUUUAUGCUUGAAUUGUUCUGAUCAGAUUUUCCCAAAAGCUAAUCCAUUGUAUGUACAGUGAUAACGGGAACUGCAGAUG